Messenger RNA from Manduca sexta (tobacco hornworm), 748 nucleotides. RefSeq names its product mediator of RNA polymerase II transcription subunit 29 (gene ix). Gene Ontology annotation, molecular function: transcription coregulator activity; transcription factor binding. Gene Ontology annotation, cellular component: mediator complex. The transcript is spliced from 5 exons. Gene Ontology annotation, biological process: regulation of transcription by RNA polymerase II. The record is from RefSeq and is a predicted model, not a curated record. Lineage: Eukaryota; Metazoa; Arthropoda; Insecta; Lepidoptera; Sphingidae. The coding region runs from base 109 to 678 and encodes 189 amino acids.
UGUCAGAUGGCACUUUGUUGUCAUUUGUCACUGUCACAAUUCUCAACCGUUGCCAAAACAAAAGGGCUUUGGAUUUACAGUAAAAUUUUUUUAUGAUAUACAUAAGAAAUGAAUCAUAACCAGAUGAAUAUGCACGUGCCUAUGAACCCUGUGGUUGCGGCACCGAAUGUAGGUAUGCAAAUGCCAGUACCAGGUCCCAUUAUGCAGCAGCAAUCACCGCAACAAAUGCAACCUGCUAUGCCACAACAAACUCAACAGGACAAAAUGGAUAACAUAUCUAAAGUAAAGACCCUAAUGGGAUCAUUACGAGAAUCUAUACCGAUGACACUUAAAUCAGCUGCUCAAAUACUACAUCAAAAUCACAACAUUGAUUCAAAUUCACAAAAAGGUAUUGACAACCCGGUGCCUAGAUUUGACAAGAAUUUAGAAGAGUUCUUCUCAAUCUGUGAUCAAAUGGAAUUACAUUUGAGGACGGCGAUAACUUGCAUCCAGCAAGCGCAGUCGGCAGCUCAUUACCUGCCACUGUCUGUAAUACCAUCCAGGCUAGACUCGGGCCCAACGACACAGGAAACCAGCUACCCCCAAUAUUUGAAGACUGUAGGGCUUCAGAUCUCGUACGCGAAGGACAUCCACGACACACUGGUGGCGGCGGCUCAAAACAUAUCGCCCACCGAAUGAUAAUUAAUUAUUACGAUAAUUAAGUUAAGUUUAAAAUAAUAUAGAAUUAAUAUAGAAUUUUUAUUUUAAA